UCCUUUGCGUAGAUAGAGAGAGAUGGCUACAUUAUCCAACGAAAUCCUACAGCAUUUUACCCAUUGUCUCCAUCCGUUAACACAAGUAUCGGCCAACACGGAGUUCCUCUGCAAAGGUUGCCGGACUCCAGGUUCCGGCACAAGGUAUCGAUGUGAACCAUGCGAUUUAAAUCUCCAUCAUCACUGUGCUGACUGCCCUAUGGAACUCUCUUCUUUUAUGCACCAACAUGGUCUCGAACUAGUUGGUCGCAAGCCAGACCAUGUGUGCUAAUUGUGUGACGACCCUGUCGAAGGACUUUUCUAUAGGUGCGAGCUAUGUGAUUUCGAUGUGCACCCUAUUUGUACACAACUACCUGAAUAUACAACGCAUGCGAUGCAUAAGGAUCAUCUUUUGUGGCUGGAAAUAUCGGUGCCCAUCGAGUGCAUGGUCUGUAAAGAUAUGUGCUCGUCGUGGCGUUAUAGAUGUAAGGAUUGCAGCUUCCAUCUUUGCCUUGGCUGUAUUUUAGCACCUUGUGAGGAGGAAACAACGAUGUCAAGGACUCGAUCGUUAGGAACACCAGCUCCACCACCACCAUCAGCUUGGCUGCCUGUUUUCGAUGCUUAUAAUUGUGGUUAUGGUUAUGGGGCCAUACCUUAUCCUCUUCAGUACAUUGCACAAACUUCUUUUCCUCCUCAUGUUCAUGGCUAUGGGGGCAUAGCUCCUCCUCCUCCUCAAUACUUUGCACCACCUCCAUUUCCUCCUCAUGUUCAUGGCUAUUGGGGCAUACCUCCUCAACAAUUUGCACAACCUUCAUUUCCUCCACAUGAUCAUGGCUAUGGAACCCCCUCUAACUAUCAUGCUCAAAGCAGUGGUAGUCAAGUUGAGGGACAUGGUGGAUUUGGAAAGGUUGGAAAGAGAAUGUACGCGAUUGUUCAGAGUUUGGCUCUUAGUGUGGUUGGCAACUUGAUAACUGGAACCUUGAUCUAA
Molecule: messenger RNA, 967 nt
Organism: Hibiscus syriacus
Lineage: Eukaryota; Viridiplantae; Streptophyta; Magnoliopsida; Malvales; Malvaceae
Product: splicing factor 3B subunit 4-like
Exons: 2
Coding region: 374-967 (197 amino acids)
Source: RefSeq, a predicted model, not a curated record